AUGCGUGCUUACUACCAAGUCACUGAAGGAGAGACACAUAAGAGUAAUUAUCGCGCAGAACUUCAAUUGCGAUGGCAUGAAUCUUACCCGGAUAAACCGUUCACGUCCCAACACCUAGCAGCCCAAAUUGCUAACAUAAAAACACGUCGACUCAUUUCACCUGACGAACUAGAGCUCAUGAAAACAGAUUUUGUACAAGCUGGACGAAACAGAAGAACUGACUCAGUCCGAAGAUCAAUUAACAGACGAAGCAACAUUCAACUGCGCCUGAAUGAACAAUCAGAUCCCGAAGGGCAACAGAUACAAGAAGACGAAGAACUGAAUGGAGAGAUAACACUCAUGUACCAGGAAAUUAAUUUAAGAUAUGAAGGAAUGUCAAUGGAGGGGAGGCCACAGAUAACGAGACUAAAGAUUGAUGCUGAAGCCAAAAGAGUAGUCCGAAAAGUUAACGAAGCACUCUCAAGCAUCCUUGAUUCCGCAGGAACGUUGGAAGACCUAUGCCACAAAAUCUAUUGCGCAGCCAGAGUUGUCACCGAGAUACAAAAUCAAAAUCAAACUGCAACUGCGCCCAAUAGACCGGACCGUGAACAAAGAGCACCCUGGGAAACUAGACUGAAUAGAAAGAUCGACUAUUUCCGAAAGGAAAUAGGAGUAUUGCAUACAUUCCUCAACAGUGAGACCCCAAGUCGAAAGGUAAUGAAGAAAACGAGAAAAUAUGCCAGAAGAGUGAAGAUUAAACUCACUGAUCCUCAGCACCGACAGAAAAUCACCGUUCAUACUGAAAUGCUGAAACAAAAAAUAGCAGCACUGGGCAACAGGAUCCGAAGAUAUCAUCAGAGAACAUUGAGGUAUAAACAAAACAACCUUUUCGCUAACAAUCAACGGCUAUUCUUCCGACAAAUAGAGACAGAGGAUACAAAACAGCAAAAGGAGACACCAACCGAAGAGAGAAUGACGGCAUUCUGGAAAGACAUUUGGUCACAAAGCGUAGAACACGAUAAUGGAGCGCGGUGGAUCGAUACCGAAAUCCGAAACUCUUCGGGCUACACAGCAAUGCCAGAAAUUAAUAUCUCAGAGUCAGAUUUAAUUGCAGUCUUCAAGAGAAUGAGGAACUGGACAGCACCAGGUAUAGAUGGCAUUCACAACUACUGGUGGAAGACCUUCACUAGUUGCCACAAAAAACUUGCAAAUCUACUUCAAAGCACUUUGAAGAAUCCUCAAGAAAUCCCCUCAUAUUUUACUAAAGGACUGACGCACAUGAUUCCAAAGAAGGGCGACCUCACACAACCAAAGAACUACAGGCCCAUAACGUGUCUUCCAUCAGCAUACAAAAUACUAACAUCUAUCAUCAGUCAGAAACUAUACUCCCAUAUUAAAAGAAAUAACAUCUUAGCCUGGGAACAAAAUGGGUGCAAGCAUAAAGCUAGAGGAAGUAAAGAACUGCUGAGGAAGGUUACCAUACUGGAGAGUGAGAAUACUGAACUCAGGAGAAUAUUGCAAGAGUUAGAAGUUGAUGUUGGGAAACAUAAUUUCGUUAUACAUGGUUCAGAUCUGUCGGAACACGGAAUUAUAAGCACCCAAUCGAUAUCAGAAGAGAUUAAUAAACUUUUGGAAUUGGACCUUGUUGAUUCUGAUUUCAACGAUGUGUAUCGACUAGGAAAUACCAAAUAUUGCCCUAUUGAAGUUGAACUAACGUCUUAUCGUACGAAAAAUAGAAUUUUUCAAAAUUUAAAGAAGCUAAAGGGAAAGAAGGUAUUCAUCACGCAUGAUGAGACCAAAAAGCAACUUUGUCUGAACUCGAGAGAGCUCAAGAAUACGCUCCAAAACGCCCGAGUAGUGCCCCAACUACCCCAAGUAUCGAGGGUGAUCAGUGACAAGCGGCAUCACAUAGGCAAGAAGACCCGCAGAACAGACCGCAGCAAUCAAGAAAAGUGA
Messenger RNA from Coccinella septempunctata (seven-spotted ladybird), 1935 nucleotides. RefSeq lists its product as uncharacterized. Bases 1 to 1935 code for a protein of 644 amino acids. The record is from RefSeq and is a predicted model, not a curated record. NCBI's taxonomy places the organism in Eukaryota, Metazoa, Arthropoda, Insecta, Coleoptera, Coccinellidae. The transcript has 3 exons.